Messenger RNA from Chenopodium quinoa (quinoa), 2754 nucleotides. RefSeq lists its product as uncharacterized. Bases 576 to 1079 code for a protein of 167 amino acids. The transcript has 3 exons. NCBI's taxonomy places the organism in Eukaryota, Viridiplantae, Streptophyta, Magnoliopsida, Caryophyllales, Amaranthaceae. The record is from RefSeq and is a predicted model, not a curated record.
AAGUAACACUUUGGUAACACUUUAUUAGAAUGUAACACUUAAUGUAACACAUUUAACAUCAGUAACAUUUCAAAAUAACACUUUUAAAAUAGGUAGCAUUUUAUGGUCACACUAAUAGAUGUUACCUUAUUUUUUUGGAAAAACAAAAUAAAUAAACUUUGAAAUAAAAAAAAAAUACAAGUGUUAAUCCCCAAAUUUAUGUGAAUUCAUUAAAAAAGCUAAUUAGCCGCCAAAGCUAAAAGAAACUUUCAUUCCCAAUUCAUCAGAAAUUAAUCAAAAAACCAAAAAAGGAAAAGAAAAUGUCAAAAUUUUAUUUCAUCUUCAUUCCCAAUUUAACAAGCCAUAUCGGCGAUAAUCGAUUAGGUUUCAGCAGAAAUCAGUUGUCUCCAUAAUUUCAUCAUAAGUUUCAUCAGAAAAUUAGUCUUCUCGCACAAUUUCAGCAGAAGUUUCUUCAGAUAAGCAGUCCUCUCACGCAAUUUCAUCAGAAAUCAAGUCGUCUCGGGCAAUUUCAACGUGAUAUUGGGUUUCAUUGAAUUCGUGAUUCUAAUUUCAGUUUUGAGCUGUGUGGUAUUUAAAUGCUCGGGCAGCAGACGAGUUGUGGCGGCUUCACUGAGGUUAUGGCAUUGAGAGGGAAGAUAACCACAAACAUUAAGGAUAUGGCAGGUGUCUCUUCAGUACCAAUGGCUAAUCUAACUAAGAUGUGUCUUCAAAACACCAAGAGACAACACUUAAAUAAAGGGUUACAAGGGAGAGAUUCAACGCAAAGAAAAAUCCAAUUGGGCAAGUCUACUGCACAGAAAAAAUCAGCAGUCCAUAAUCAGCAAGAGAAAGAGGUUGAGAUUAGGAAUGGUGUCCAAACUAAGAUAGGGCAGAGUAGGACAGUGGUUGCUCCUGGUUCACUCAGUGCUUACAAGCAAAUGCAAACACAAUUGCUAGAAAAGGAGAGGAGAGCAAUACAAAGUGAUUUAUUACUACGACGACAACUACGACUUUUUAACAUGGCUAGUUCACAAGUGCAUUUAGGGAGUUCACAAGCGCAAAGUUUUUCACAACCACAAAGAUUUGGACAUGACUUAUAGGAAGAUUAUGAGAAUCAUAUGAGUUCAAAUGAAGGCAAUUUAGAACAUUAUGUAAAUGAAGAAGAUGAGUUUAUUGAUGGAUUGAGUACUCUUAAUGGUGAGGAGCUAGGAUUAGAAGAUUAACCACUAGUAAAUCAGGAGCACGAAAGUGAACAAAUGGGUAACGAUCACUGUAAUUUUGUCCUAAAUAUUUUAAUAUAGAUAGGUUAAGAGUCAUACAUCAUUUUAAUUUUAAUUUUUAUUUUAAUGACCUUGUUGAGUUAAUGUUCAUGUAGUACUUUCAAAAAGGAAGUGAACUAGAGGACCAACUAUAUGUAAAGAUGUCCAUGAAUGGACAUUAGAAGAGCGUAAGCCUAUUGUUCUUAAUUAAAUGGGAAAGCCUAUUGGUCCAUAUGAUAAGACUGUAGAUACAUUUACAAGAUUCUUAGGGACUUUAGCUCGUAAUUCUUCUCUAGCGUCGUUGAAUAAGAUUAGUUGGCAUUAUGUUCCAGACAAGGAACAAAUUUGGAGUUACAUGAAGGUAUGCAAAAAUUCUACAAUUGAUUGCUCCCUGAUUUCUUCAACUUUGUUGUAUAAUUUUUUAGAAUUUGUCCUGCUAAAAUUAUAAAUUCUAUAAUUGAUUGCUCCCUGAUUUCUUAGGAUUUAUUUGCUUGUGUUGUUGCAAAACUUGCAAUGCUGUGUUUUGAUGCUAAAGCUUGCUGCAAAUCCCUUGACAAAAUCACCUACACAGUCCCUUAUCAUUCCACCACCACCAACCUAUCCUAGAGAGCCCUUGGCUGAUCCAUCUGUAUUAAGAGCAUACUAGCUGCUAGGUGACGCUAUCUACCUCACAAAGAUUUCAUGCCUAGGGUGCCUGCCAAGUAUAUUUGUUGUUCCUUGUAAUGGAUUGCAGGUGCGGAUACGCUGUUGAACAGGAAUCUGCCAAGCCAAACUCCAUUUAGUCUCUGAUGGGUAGUUGUUCUGUUCUCUCAUAAUGCUCAUAGCAAUUUUUAUUGAGAAUUUUCCAAUUUUUAAACCUUUCCAGAAGCGAAGAUUACCAAUUUCUGGAUUAUCAACCAAUUUGUGUGCUGCAAUAAGUUAUAAACAUUGAACAGGACGGAUAUGAGCAAACAAGUCCCAUUUUCAUCCCUGUUCAGAUUGCCACAUUUCCUCAACAUUUAGGAUAUGAGCAGGAAGUAUUUUUUUAAUGGUGUGAUUUGAUUAGUUUAUGUUCUAUUAUAUGUCAAGUGACUGACUUAAUUGAUUGUUGCCUAAUUUUCUUGUUUCAUAUUUUACUUAAUACAAAAGAAAUACAUUAUCUUGGAAGAAGGUAAAGACUGUGUUUUGUCAUCCGUGGGAAAGCUUUGGCGUAGAUAUAAAUGUAGUGUAAAGGCAACGCACUUUACUCCGCAUGACAAUGAUGGUGAUAGGUUGGCAAAUCCACCUAAUACAAUUCCAGAAGCGCAUUUCAAAGAGUUACUAGAAUUUUGGAAUCUAGAACUAGUCCAGGUAUAGUUAUGUUGUUUGUUUCCAUUAUAUUACAAUUGCUUAUGAUCCUCUCAAAAUGAAAUGUGUCAAGCUAUGAACUAUGUGCUAUGCAUGCAUGCUGGAAGACAGCAAAAAGAAAAGGGAAAUAAGUAUAGAUCAAAAAGAUAGGUACACUAUGGGUCCUAUGACUUUCGCGAGGAAACAACAU